This is a messenger RNA of Patiria miniata (bat star), 636 nucleotides long. RefSeq names its product complement C1q subcomponent subunit B-like. The record is from RefSeq and is a predicted model, not a curated record. Gene Ontology annotation, molecular function: protein binding. NCBI's taxonomy places the organism in Eukaryota, Metazoa, Echinodermata, Asteroidea, Valvatida, Asterinidae. The transcript has a single exon. The annotation marks the transcript as partial.
GGUCAGCCGGGGUCAAAGGGCGACAAGGGUGAGCCAGGUCACAAAGGUGAGAUUGGACAGAUUGGACCUGUGGGUGAUCGGGGAGCACCUGGGAACACUGGGUCUAAAGGUGAUGAUGGGAUUGGUCUGCCUGGCAAGAUAGGUCCCAGAGGUAUACCUGGUAUCGUUGGAAGAAUCGGAGAAACUGGUGUCAAAGGUCAGAAGGGUGAGCCAGGGGAGACACCAGACGAUUCAAACCAGCGGGUAGCAUUCACCGCUGUGAGGACGAGCCACUCGGAUGAAUCUACGAGUCACGACACCCGUUUGCCCUUCCAGCAGACCGAGACGCUUCUGCCGGGUACCAGUUUCGAUCCCGAGACCGGUACGUUCACAUGUAGUGUGCCGGGCACCUACGUAUUUACAUUUUCUGCUCUUAAGUAUGGCAACAGCGGUACCCUUGAAAUUCAUCUUGUUAAAAACAAUGACAAGGUGAUUUCCACCCAUGGUGAAGUAAAUCAACGAGGUCAGUUGUCUGGAAGCUCGGUGCUGAGUCUCCAGCGUGGAGACACGGUGUAUGUUACCAUGUACGGUAAGGUGCAUAGUGGUAAAUACACCUCAUUCAGCGGCUUCCUCCUUUUCCCGGAGUCAAUUAAUUAA